This is a messenger RNA of Aureobasidium vineae, 1998 nucleotides long. NCBI's taxonomy places the organism in Eukaryota, Fungi, Ascomycota, Dothideomycetes, Dothideales, Saccotheciaceae. The record is from the annotation of a GenBank genome assembly.
AUGGCCGCGGACGCAAUGAGUGAUCCGCCAUCAGUCGGCGUCAUCUCAGAGCGGCUACGGAGCCUGCUGCAACGCGCCAGAGAAGUCAAAUUAGUCGAAACCAUUGAUCCUCCUUUGCCCGUCUCAGAAGUAGCACAGGAAAUCUCUUCGCUCGGAAAGGAUGUUUUUGGAUCGCAACCUGAUGCGCACAAGUUCUCUGUUGUCGAGACGGCCGCGAAGAAGAUCUUCUACGAAACCAUUGUACGCCGCUCCGCGCUUGUCGCUUUGUCUGGACCUUCUCAAACUAAUGCACCAAUANNGCAAUCCACUGACAUCAGAACUCCUGGCUUUGUUCGUAUGUGGGACUUCUUGGACCUUCUGCUACUCUGCGGCGAACUUGGACAGUGCGAACCCAUUCUUGCUUUCUGGCUCGUCGAAGAGCUUCUCGACAGUCAGACUACCGAAGGCUGUAGGAUAGUCUUUGACUAUCUCGAGUCUAGACGUGAAAGACUCAUCCAGAAGGACUUUCACAAGACUCAUCUUGCUCUCCUGCGCUCAUGCAACGAACUGCUACGCCGACUUUCUAGAGCCGAGGAUGCUGUCUUUUGUGGACGAGUAUUCUUUUUCCUCUUCCAGACCUUCCCUCUUGGCGACAAAAGUUCCGUCAAUCUGCGCGGUGAAUAUCACACAGAGAACGUUACUGUCUUCGAAAAGGAUCCCCCAGCUGAUGCCGCGGCGACGGAACCCAUGGAUAUCGUUAUGGAAGGCGAAACCGAGUCACAGUCAAAAGACGCUGAUGGCACCGAAAACACUCUUUCGAGCAAGGAUCAAACGAUAGGUUCCACUACCGAGAAGAAAGGCGACGAAAUCAAAGCUGAAGACUCAGAAUUUUAUCCCGUUUUCUGGAGGUUACAGCACGACUUCUCGAAUCCGACGCGACUCUUCGAAGACGAAAACUUCACUCCCUUCAAGGACGGCAUCGAGAAGACGUUGGCAAAGUUCAAGAAGACGCCAGUAGUUGCACAAACCAAGAGUGCUGGAGAUGCUCAACGUGGUAUCAAACGCAAGCUUGGUGACGAGACAGGUGAUCAAUACGCAAGCAAUUACAACCCGAAGUACUUGACCAGUCGCGAGCUCUUCGAACUCGAGAAAAGNCUGAGCGACUUGGCAUUCCAACGUCACAUUCUGGUUCAAGGACUCAUUCUCAUCGACUUUCUGCUCUCUCUCACCGACAAAGCAAAGAAGAAGUGGACAGAUGUUGAGAAAGCCAAUCCCAAGUCAGCCAACAAGGGUCUCCUGUACAGCUUCACAUUGAAUGAAGAGAAUGUAGGUACCAGCACUGCAAGCGAUUCUAGUCACGUACUGACACACAGCAGNGAGAAAUGGGUAAUCUCAACACGUUCCAAGAUUGCCGGUUAUCUGCAGGAAGGACCCGANGGGAAGUUCUACUAUCGUAUGGUCGAUACUGUGCUUUCCCGCGAUAAGAAUUGGGUGAGAUGGAAAUUGGAGAGCUGUCCACCAAUCGUCAGAGAUGCUGUUACUCCAGAAGAGAACACAGAAGCGAAGUCUGGUGCUCGGCAAGCAACCGUCAAUAGGCGCCUCAAGGCGAAACCAAUGGGUGCCAUCGAUGUGACUUUCCUCGCAGAAGUGGACAACGCGAAGGGUCUCGAGGCUCUGAAAGACGCUUCAAGGUUCACGGCUCCAUCACCCGAGAAGCUCGUCAAGGGGAUUGAGGGAGACGACCUUGAUCUGGAAAUGGCCAUGACAGACGAAGAGAAGAACUCUUUGGAGGCUGCCAAGCAGAGCAAGACCUGGCGCGCGCUGCGGGCUGCAUCCAGAACAUCACUGGCGCUGUUAGACAAGGUGGAUCCCUCCACACGCUUACCUGCCUUGUUUAAGCAGGAGGAGAACCAGGGAGAGACUGCUGCUCACGACCCGACAUCUGCACCCGAGAACGACAGUGGAGAAGUCGCCGUGGCCACGUAUGGCAAGGCAGAAGAGCACAUGGCCACUGGAUAG